Electrophorus electricus (electric eel) is the source of this 5598-nucleotide messenger RNA. RefSeq names its product ATP-binding cassette, sub-family C (CFTR/MRP), member 5 (gene abcc5). Gene Ontology annotation, biological process: transmembrane transport. The record is from RefSeq and is a predicted model, not a curated record. Gene Ontology annotation, cellular component: membrane. NCBI's taxonomy places the organism in Eukaryota, Metazoa, Chordata, Actinopteri, Gymnotiformes, Gymnotidae. Gene Ontology annotation, molecular function: ABC-type transporter activity; ATP binding; ATP hydrolysis activity.
GCCUUGCGCAAACAGAAGGUUUAUAACGAAGUUGUUAGGCUUCAUUCACUGUUCGUGAUCUCCAGACCACCAAGAGGAGCACAUAGAUAAAACUGAGAGUGGAGGCAAUUCAGGGGCUCUUAUGUUGGAAAAAGAAAAUGAAAGAACAUGAUUCUGGAAAGGAAUGUUUGGCAGCUGCCCCUUCCUACAGGGCUGUCCCUUCCAGAGACGCCUUACCUGGAAGUGAAGUAAGCCACUAUCAGCUGUCCAGUGUCCAGGAUGCUUUGGAAACUGCAGGCAGGGCCGAAGGCGGCUUCCUGCUGGAGGGAGGUGAUGUUUCUCACAGCAAAGAGAUGGAGGAAGACUCUGGCCGAAGCAAGUAUCACCACAGCGUGGGUGUCCUUAAGCCCUUCCGUUCCACCAGCAAGCACCAGCACCCAGUGGACAAUGCUGGCCUCUUCUCCUUCAUGACCUUCAGCUGGCUCACUCCGCUGGCCACGCUCGCCCACAGGAAGGGCCAGCUCUUCCUGGAGGACACCUGGGCCGUGUCUCGGUGGGAGAGCUGCGAGACUAACUGCAGACGGCUUACAGGGCUUUGGGAGAGGGAGUUGAAGGCACGAGGGGAACAGGCCUCCCUUCACCACAUCGUCUGGCUCUUCUGCCGAACCCGCCUGCUGCUCUCCAUCCUGUGCCUCAUGGUCACCCAGCUUGCCGGCUUCAGCGGCCCAGCGUUUGUGGUGCGCCGGCUGCUGGAAUACACGCAGAGGAGCGAGCCGGACCUGCCCUACGGCCUGCUGCUGGUCCUGGGACUGCUGGCCACCGAGCUGGUGCGCUCCUGGUCCCUGGCCCUCACCUGGGCACUCAACUACCGGACGGGCACGCGCCUGCGUGGAGCCAUCCUCACUAUGGUCUUCCACAAGAUCCUUCGCCUACGCGGCCUACGAGACAAGUCCAUCGGAGAGUUGAUCAACAUGUGUUCAAAUGAUGGACAACGCAUGUUUGAGGCUGCAGCAGUGGGCAGUCUGCUGGCAGGAGGCCCCCUGGUGGCCAUUUUGGGAAUGGCCUACAACCUUUCUGUGCUGGGGCCCACAUCUCUGCUGGGCUCUGCUGUCUUCAUUCUCUUCUACCCUGCUAUGAUGUUUAGCUCCAGACUGACAGCUUACUUCAGGAGGAAAGGAGUGGCCAUCACUGACCAGCGCGUUCAAAAGAUGAACGAAAUCCUUAAUUACAUCAAGUUCAUUAAGAUGUAUGCUUGGGUCAAGGCUUUCUCACAAACCGUGCGAAGAAUAAGAGAUGAGGAGCGCCAGAUCCUGGAGCGCACUGGAUAUUUCCAGAGCAUAACUGUCGGUGUGGCUCCUAUCGUCGUGGUGAUUGCUAGUGUGGCAACUUUUUCCACUCAUAUGUUGCUAGGUUAUGACCUCACUGCUGCUCAGGCAUUUACUGUCGUGACUGUCUUCAAUGCCAUGACCUUUGCCCUGAAGGUCACCCCUUUCUCUGUUAAGUCUCUUUCCGAAGCAUCUAUAGCCAUGGAGAGGUUCAGGAGCGUGCUGCUGAUGGCUGAGGUCAGUUCGGUCCGCGAGUGCCCGCAGAGCCCCAGUAUGGCCGUGGAGCUGAGCGGGGCCAGCCUGGCCUGGGAGUCUGCCGGCCACAGCGCCCAGCCCACGCCCCGCGGCACACCGUAUGUGGGGCUGAGUCAGAGAGCCUCCCGCACCAAACAGCACCAGCACGGGGAGGCCGGGCACUGCGCCAUGUCUGAGGAGGAGCGACGCGAGCAGAUGCUGACAAACGUUACUGGGGACACGGGCUCGAGAGUAGAAGAGCACACCCUUCACGUGCCCACCGUUAGCCAGCGGCUACAGAGGACCUUGCACUGCGUCGACCUCACCAUACAGCAGGGUAAGCUAGUUGGUAUCUGUGGUAGUGUAGGUAGCGGAAAGACAUCCCUCAUCUCUGCCAUCCUUGGCCAGAUGACUCUUCUGGAAGGAACGGUGGCUGUAAGUGGAGAUUUUGCAUAUGUGGCCCAGCAGGCAUGGAUCCUUAACGCCACUCUACGAGACAACAUCCUUUUCGGCAAGGAAUACGAGGAAGACAGGUACCAAGCAGUUUUGAGUGCCUGUUGUUUGAGACCAGACUUGGCUAUACUUCCUAAUGCAGACUUGACUGAGAUAGGUGAGCGAGGCGCUAACCUAAGCGGGGGUCAGCGCCAGCGGAUAAGUCUGGCCCGCGCUCUGUAUAGCGACAGGGACAUUUACGUCCUAGACGACCCCCUGAGUGCCCUUGACGCCCACGUGGGGAACCACAUCUUUAACAACGCUAUCAAGAAGCAGCUGCAUGGAAAGACUGUCAUUUUUGUCACUCACCAGCUACAAUACUUGGUGGACUGCGAUGAUGUACUCUUCAUGAGAGAGGGGAGCAUCGCAGAACUGGGAACUCACGAGGACCUCAUGAAACUGAAUGGUGACUACGCAGCCAUGUUCAACAAUCUGCAGCUGGGAGAAGCUCCUUUUGCUGAGGUGCCAAAUAAGACCUCUGGGAGUUCCCUUAAGAAGCCCAGUGAAAAUACCAAGGCAGGAUCUGUGAAAAAGGAUAAACCUCCCAGCAAGGAUGAUGGACGGCUGAUGCAGGUGGAAGAGCAGGGUAAGGGUUCUGUGCCCUGGGCCGUGUACGGAAUCUACAUCCAUGCCUUAGGAGGCUUGCCUGUCUUCCUCUUCAUCUUGGCCCUCUUCAUCCUCAACGUGGGCAGCACCGCCUUCAGUAACUGGUGGCUUAGCUACUGGAUCAAACAGGGCAGUGGGAACACCACAGUGGUGGUGGGGAACAGCUCGGUGGUGAGUGACAGCAUGCGGGAUAACCCUCUGAUGCAGUACUACACUGCCGUCUACGCCAUGUCUAUGGUCAUUAUGCUUUUACUCAAACUCCUGAGGGGCAUCAUCUUUGUCAAGGGAACUCUGCGUGCCUCCUCUAGGCUCCAUGAGGAACUUUUCCGGAAGAUUCUCCGUAGCCCUAUGAAGUUCUUUGACACCACACCCACAGCCCGGAUCCUCAACCGCUUCUCCAAGGAUAUGGAUGAAGUGGACACGCGCCUGCCGUUCCAGGCAGAGAUGUUCAUCCAGAACAUGAUUCUGGUGCUCUUCUGCCUGGGCGUGAUCGGCAGCGUGUUCCCGUGGUUCCUGGUGGCAGUGGGCCCGCUGGUGCUCCUCUUCAUCCUGCUCCAUGUCGUGUCCCGCGUCUUCAUACGGGAGCUGAAGCGGCUGGACAAUAUCACACAGUCCCCCUUCCUCUCCCACAUCGCCUCCAGCAUUCAGGGCCUGAGCACCGUACAUGCCUAUGGGAAAGGGGACGAGUUCCUCCGCAGGUACCAGGAGCUGCUAGAUCAGAACCAGGCCCCUUUUUAUCUGUUCAGCUGCGCGAUGCGCUGGCUGGCCGUGCGGCUGGAUGUGAUCAGCGUCGCUCUCAUAAGCAUCACGGCACUGAUGAUCGUCCUCAUGCAUGGGAAAAUCCCCCCUGCUUACGCAGGCCUGGCCAUUUCCUAUGCUGUGCAGCUGACCGGACUGUUCCAGUUCACUGUGCGCCUGGCUUCUGAGACCGAGGCUCGCUUCACGUCAGUCGAGAGAAUCCACUACUAUAUCAAGUCUCUGUCACUAGAGGCCCCUGCAAGGGUCAAAAACAAGGCCCCCCCUCCAGACUGGCCACAGGAGGGUGAGGUGGUGUUCGAAGGGGUAGAGAUGCGGUACAGGGAGAACCUUCCCCUGGUACUGAAGAAACUGUCCUGCACAAUACAUCCCAAGGAGAAGAUUGGGAUUGUGGGGCGAACAGGCUCAGGGAAGUCUUCCUUGGGAGUGGUUCUCUUCCGCCUGGUGGAGCCGUGUGGUGGCACCAUCAAGAUCGAUGGUGUCAACAUCUGUGACAUCGGCCUUGCUGAUUUACGCAGCAAGCUCUCCAUAAUUCCGCAGGAACCUGUACUUUUCAGUGGCACCGUCAGAUCUAACCUUGAUCCAUUCAACCAGUACUCGGAGGAGCAGAUCUGGGAUGCCCUAGAGAGGACUCACAUAAAGGAGUGUGUGUCUCAGUUGCCCCUGAAGCUGGAAUCAGAAGUUGUGGAAAAUGGGGAGAAUUUUUCAGUUGGUGAGAGGCAGCUGCUGUGUGUGGCAAGAGCACUGCUGAGACGGUGCAAGAUCUUGAUCCUGGACGAGGCCACUGCUGCUAUGGACACAGAAACAGAUUCCCUCAUUCAGGAGACAAUUCGGAAUUCAUUCCAAGACUGCACCACAUUAACCAUCGCACACAGACUCCACACAGUACUCAACUGUGAUCGCAUCAUGGUGCUCAACCAGGGCCAGGUGGUGGAAUUCGAUGAGCCGUCCAUUCUUUUGGCCAAUGAAAACUCUCGGUUUUGUGCCAUGCUGGCUGCGGUGGAGAAUAAGAUUUCUGUGAGAGGCUGAAAAAAGCCCAAGCUAACUGUGUGCACAUUAGUAUAGAGGGAAAAUAUAAAAUUCCUUUACUGAAUAUUUCAGCCAUUGGUGCUUCAGUGUCACCCCCCUUUUGAGGGCUCUUAUGUCUAUGGAGGGGGAAUAUUGUGUCUCCAUGGAGACUGUUCUUAGAACAUGCCUGUUCAAAUGUACUAAUUGUUAGCUGAAAUGGUCAGGUCACCAAACACUGAUACUGUAAUAAUAUUUUGCAUUGUAUAAGAGGACAUUGGUUUUCAUGUAGCUCCAUUCAUGCAAACUGGUAUAUUUCAUAGAGUAUAUCUAUACAUAUAUAUUAUAUAUUUUCACUGGGAAACAGUGUAUCCAGAGUCCUUAUGCACUGGCCCUGUUUGUGUAAUGUCUCAAGUAGACCCCACUGUAUCAUAACAAUUAGUGUUUGUUGUUGUUGUUGUUGUUGUUGUUGUUUUUUAUCAACUUGAUUGUCUUGAGUGUCUAUGUAAUUCUGAUAUCUUGUGACUUGAACCCUGAACCUUGGCACAGGUCAUUUUUGCCCACAGCAGGUUUUUGAUGGCACUAAGUAGUUGUGAUUUUUAAAUGGACACAGUGCUGCUUAUUCACUGAAUCCUUGCUUCACAUAUCAAGGACAGUCUUAUUUUAGCUAAGAGGCCUUGUACAUGUACAACCUAUCUUUCUUCCUUGUUUUGUUAUUGUCUGAAGUGUCUUUUUUUUUAUUAUGUGGCAUUAUUUGCUUGGCCUUGCACUUUCAUGCACAGACAGAAGAGCUCCAACCCCUAUUGUUGAUGUGAGGUCUGGUAUUUUCUUUUUUCAGAUUUUUUUUUUUUUUUUUUUUUUUUUUUUUUUUUAAGCACAAUCUGUGUACUUUAUUGGGCCAAGUUCUUUUUGGUCAUAGCAGACAUUUUCUCCCCUUGGAGUGGGUCUAUCACAGCGAAGCUGGGAAUAGCAAACCAUCUGAAUGAACCUCCAGUUAUCAGGUGGUGAAGGUCAUCUGUGGUCUGGAUGAAAGCAGAUCAGAUUUCAUGCCUGCCAACUCAGCAGAGCGUGCAAUAUGUCUGUUGUUUUCAUUACUUAGCCUUAGCAUGAUUUCUUAAUUGCCUUUGUGAAGAGAGUAAGAUAAGGGGAUUGGACAAUAAAAACCCUCUGUUGUGUUAAUAAAAUUAUUUUAGGUUUAUUC